AUGCACUUCCUUACGAGUAUUACCGCAUGUCUGCUACCGGCCCUCGCUGCAGCAGCACCGAACAUUGACGUCAUUACCGGUGUGCGCUCUGAUCAUACAUAUGACCCGCGCAUCAUCAUAUCCGACAUUGCUGGAACCGCAAAAUGGACAUGGACCAAGGCCGACGUCGCUAACCAGUCCAUGCCUGCAGACCUGCGCAAGUGCAUGGAUGGCGCCUCUGCAACGGACGCCAAAUGGGUGAGUGGCGGCAAUGCUAUCGUCGUCAUCUACUCCUAUGCCGCGCUGCUCAUCAACCAUCAACCCGGCUCAGCCACAGACAAGCAGCUCCUCUACGGCCUGUGCCUCUCUGGCAAUGGUCUUGGCAACACCCACAGCCUCGAGCUUCUGCCCAAUAACAAGCUGGCCAUCGCCAACGACAACUCUGGCAUGAGCCAAAGCAUCAAUAUCUACAAUAUGUCGUCGACGCUCGAAGCGUACCCCAAGCCUGCCCAGCAGAUUCAUCUCAUGCCUGCUGUGCAUGCUCUUGUCUGGGACGAUAAGCGCCAGCUACUUUGGGCUGCUGGCAAUGAUCAGCCCCCCUAUGGCAAGGCGGAGUCUCGUGCUCUUUUAAAUGCCUAUCGCUUCAACGAUGGCACAAUCGACGAGACGCCGUACCACAGCUAUAACGUGUCUGCUCCGCUACGUCUUACUACUGAGAAUGGUAACGAUACAUUGUGGUGGGAGGGGUCGCAUGACUUAACCCCCCUGCCAGAUGAAGACAAGCUCAUUGUGACGACGGAUGCGGAAAUGUACUUGUUUGAUAUCGCAACCGAGACAUUCACGCACGGAGAGGCUGUCGCCAAACAGUACUUCCCAGGAUUCGAGUCUGUUGAUCGCCGUGUCGGCAGUGAUGGGGUCAAUCUCCCGCGAUCUGAUUUGAAGAGUGUCAGUGUUGUCGAUGGGAUGGCACUGUAUACGCAGGCACCGUGGACAAACACGUUUCCUACACGUGUAAAUGUUCUGGUUCAAGGCAAGAAACAACCCGAUUUAUAUUCAGGUAGUGCAUUGUACAAGUCGCGCUGGUUUACCGAAAUUCGUGGUUGGCCUAAACCUACUCUUGGAAACUUGUAG
Messenger RNA from [Torrubiella] hemipterigena, 1110 nucleotides. Lineage: Eukaryota; Fungi; Ascomycota; Sordariomycetes; Hypocreales; Clavicipitaceae. The record is from the annotation of a GenBank genome assembly.